Odobenus rosmarus divergens (Pacific walrus) is the source of this 963-nucleotide messenger RNA. RefSeq names its product G protein-coupled receptor 55 (gene GPR55). Gene Ontology annotation, biological process: phospholipase C-activating G protein-coupled receptor signaling pathway; positive regulation of Rho protein signal transduction. Gene Ontology annotation, cellular component: membrane. The coding region runs from base 1 to 963 and encodes 320 amino acids. Gene Ontology annotation, molecular function: G protein-coupled receptor activity. Lineage: Eukaryota; Metazoa; Chordata; Mammalia; Carnivora; Odobenidae. The record is from RefSeq and is a predicted model, not a curated record. The transcript has a single exon.
AUGAGCCAGCAACUCAACAAGAGCCAGAACUGCUCCUUCAGGGACGUGGAUGAGCUGAUGAAAACCGUGCAGCUGGUGGUCCAUAUCCCCACCUUCCUCCUGGGCCUCCUCCUCAACGUGCUGGCCAUCCGAGGCUUCAGCUCCUUCCUGAAGAAGAGGUGGCCAGAUUAUGCCGCCACCUCCAUCUACAUGAUCAAUCUGGCCAUCUUUGACCUGCUGCUGGUGCUGUCCCUUCCUUUCAAGAUGGCGCUGUCCAACGUGCGUGCUCCCCUUCCUUUCUUCUGUACCCUGGUGGAGUGCUUCUACUUCAUCAGCAUGUAUGGGAGUGUCUUCACCAUCUGCUUCAUUAGUCUGGACAGAUUCUUGGCCAUCCAGUACCCGUUCCUGGUCAGCCACCUCCGGUCCCCCAGGAAGAUCUUGGGGAUCUGUUGCACCAUCUGGGUCCUGGUGUGGGCCGGGAGCAUCCCUAUCUACAGCUUUCAUGGGAAAGUGGAAAAGUACACAUGCUUCCACAACAUGUCCGAUGGCACCUGGAGUGCCAAGGUCUUCUUCCCCCUUGAGGUGUUCGGCUUCCUUCUUCCCAUGGGUGUCAUGGGUUUCUGUUCCUCCAGGAGCAUUCACAUCCUGAUCAGCCGUCGAGACCUCACCCGGGACUGGGUCCAGCAGAAGGCCUGUGUCUGGACAAUCGCAGCCAGUCUGGCUGUCUUUGUGGUCUCCUUUCUUCCGGUCCACCUGGGUUUCUUCUUGCAGUUCCUGGUACGGAAUGGCUUUAUUGUGCAGUGCAGCGCUAAGCAGAACAUCAGCUUGUUCUUGCAGUUGUCCAUGUGUUUCUCCAACGUCAACUGCUGCCUAGAUGUCUUCUGCUACUACUUUGUCAUCAAAGAAUUCCGCAUGGACAUCAUGGCCCACCGGCCUUCCAGGGUCCAGCUGGUCCUCCAGGAUACCAUGAUCAGCAGGGGCUAA